Neltuma alba is the source of this 1015-nucleotide messenger RNA. Its product is annotated as chaperonin-like RbcX protein 2, chloroplastic. The transcript is spliced from 5 exons. Gene Ontology annotation, biological process: ribulose bisphosphate carboxylase complex assembly. The record is from RefSeq and is a predicted model, not a curated record. Gene Ontology annotation, molecular function: protein folding chaperone. The coding region runs from base 169 to 825 and encodes 218 amino acids. Lineage: Eukaryota; Viridiplantae; Streptophyta; Magnoliopsida; Fabales; Fabaceae.
UCUAUUUGUGGCGUCUUCUCACAAACACUUCGCGUGCUUCCCCGAGCUCUAGCUAAUUCUCGGGUCCUUGGCUUUUUUCAGUGAGUCUCUCUUAAUCUGUUGAGUUGAAGUCAUCAUCGUACGAAGUUUAAUCGGUGGGUUAUUUUGAGCUCGUGAAGAGAAAACAAGAUGAUGGGUGCUUUAUCUGUUGUGGGGGGUUCAUCUGUGAUGGACUCGCAGACUUCGCCAUGUUUGUGUGUGGACGCUUUGCCUACGACGAGUGUGAAUCUCAAGAGUGGAGAUGUUAUUUUGUGGAGGAAUCCAGUGGGGAAGAAGCAGGUAGUGAAAAGUGGGGCCGUGGAUUUGAGAAGCUCCUUCAUUGAUCCAGGGCGAGAGUGGCGGCUCUGUGUCACUAGAAGUUCUAAGAAGCAGCGCAAGGAUCGAAAAUUGGCCAUUUUCAGUGAGCUCGGUGGGCAAUAUGAGGACACUUUUGGUGAUGUUAAGGCGCAAAUACUCAACUAUUUCACUUACAAGGCUGUGAGGACUGUUCUACAGCAGCUGUAUGAGAUGAAUCCACCUAAAUACAGGUGGUUCUACAAUUUUGUUGUAUCAAACAAGCCGAAAGAUGGGAAACUUUUUCUCCGAACCCUCGGGAAGGAGCAUCAGGAACUUGCUGAGAGAGUGAUGGUAACGCGGCUUCAUCUUUAUGGUAAAUGGGUCAAGAAAUGUAAUCACGCUGAGAUAUACCAAGAAAUCUCUGAUGAGAACUUGGCGUUGAUGAGGGAAAGGCUCAUGGAGACUGUAAUAUGGCCCUCGGAUGACACAAACACAGAAAAAAUUGGCUGAUAAUAAGUCAGGACUUCUCAUCUUACCUUUUGUUUUGCUUCCUUUCUAUGUUUUAGCCUCUUCUAAGCUUAGGUUUUGCUUCCUUUCAAUUGUGAGCUUUGCGUUCUGUAAAUUGUGUAUAUAUGUAUAACUUCAUCUAUGAUGAUCCAUGAUUUAGGCAGUUUGAUCCGAAGGAUUUAUAAGUGGGCUA